Molecule: messenger RNA, 1197 nt
Organism: Dipodomys ordii (Ord's kangaroo rat)
Lineage: Eukaryota; Metazoa; Chordata; Mammalia; Rodentia; Heteromyidae
Gene: Lipn
Product: lipase, family member N
Exons: 9
Coding region: 1-1197 (398 amino acids)
Molecular function (GO): hydrolase activity, acting on ester bonds
Source: RefSeq, a predicted model, not a curated record
AUGAUGUGGCUAUUUCUGACAACAGCUUGUUUGAUUUGUGGGACUCUAAAUGCUCAUGGAUUCUUGGAUUUGGAAAACGAAGUAAAUCCUGAAGUGUGGAUGAACACUAGUGAAAUCAUCACGUACAAUGGCUAUCCCAGCGAAGAGUACAAUGUGACCACUGCGGAUGGCUACAUACUCGCCAUCAACAGAAUUCCCUAUGGGAGGAGACACUCUAGCUACACAGGUCCCCGGCCAGUUGUGUACAUGCAACACGCUUUGUUUGCAGACACUGCUUACUGGCUUGAGAACUGUGCUAAUGGAAGCCUCGGGUUCAUUCUGGCAGAUGCAGGUUACGAUGUAUGGAUGGGAAAUAGUCGGGGAAAUACUUGGUCAAGAAGACACACAACACUCUCUGCAAAUGAAGAGAAAUUCUGGGCCUUUAGUUUUGAUGAAAUGGCCAAAUAUGAUCUACCAGGAGUAAUAGAUUUCAUUGUAAAUAAGACAGGCCAGGAGAAGUUGUAUUAUAUUGGUCAUUCACUUGGCACUACAAUAGGGUUUGUGGCCUUUUCCACCAUGCCUGAACUGGCACAAAGAAUCAAAUUGAAUUUUGCCUUGGGUCCUGUGAUGUCAUUCAAAUAUCCCACAAGCAUUUUCACAAGUUUUUUUCUACUUCCAAGUUCCAUAAUCAAGGCUAUGUUUGGUACCAAAGGUUUCUUUGUAGAAGAUAAUAAUAAAAAGAUAGCUUCUACAAAAAUCUGCAAUAAUAAAGCACUCUUACCAAUGUGUAUUGAAAUGUUGUCCCUAUGGGCUGGAUUCAACAAGAAAAAUAUGAAUGCAAGUCGAAUAGAUGUGUAUAUGGCUCACGCUCCCAGUGGAUCAUCAAUACAGAACAUUCUGCAUAUAAAACAGCUUUACCGAUCUGAUGAAUUCAGAGCUUAUGACUGGGGAAGCGAAGCAGAAAAUAUGCAUCAUUACAAUCAGAGUCGCCCUCCACUAUAUGACAUAACCACCAUGAAGGUACCUACUGCUGUUUGGGCUGGUGGACAUGACAGCCUUGUGACACCCCAGGAUGUGGCCAGGAUACUUCCUCAAAUUAAAAAUCUUAGUUAUUUUAGACUUUUGCCAGAUUGGAACCACUUUGAUUUUGUCUGGGGCCUUGAUGCCCCUCAACGGGUAUAUACUAAAAUCAUAGCUCUGAUGAAGGAGUAUCUCUAA